This is a messenger RNA of Xenopus laevis (African clawed frog), 1534 nucleotides long. RefSeq lists its product as uncharacterized. NCBI's taxonomy places the organism in Eukaryota, Metazoa, Chordata, Amphibia, Anura, Pipidae. Bases 240 to 1343 code for a protein of 367 amino acids. The record is from RefSeq and is a predicted model, not a curated record. The transcript has a single exon.
GUUAGAUUUUAUCAUAAACUGACAUUCCUGGAUCGCUUCUCGGCCUUUUGGCUAGGAUCAAGUGUAGUACCUUCGGGGAAUCACGAGGUCUUGGCCAUUGGGUGCCUGGAGGGUGUGUGUCCUUAUAAGGGCACACUAUUCUGGGCAACGGGAGGCGGUCACCUACUCCGGUAAUACCCGAAGCCAAAGGGGAAACCGGGAGUGUAAGAGUUGACACGAGCUGUUGAGAGCGUGACACUAUGGAUUCGUUUGAAGAAGGAGUCCCAGCUUUUGCCAGAGUAAGGAACUCUGUUCGUGUGGUGACAGAGCCAUCGGUCGGAGAAGAAAGGAUGCGCUACAUCGUGGACGCCAUCCUGGGGGAUCUCGGCCAUGUCAGGAGAGAGGAGAUCCUGGCUAUUCAGGAUUACCCCAGGAGGGGUGUCUAUGAUGUCACCUUCGUUGGGGAAGGAGUGUUCACCAGUUUCUGGAGAAUCCUUUCGGAGAACCAGAAGGACGCUCGAUUAGUGGGAUACAAGAUCUUUCCACACUUCGAACAAGAAGAGGUGGUAUUGAUCAUCAAGUCCUAUUCGCCCAAUGUAAAGUUGAAAGAAGUGGAACUCGUAUUGGGUAAGUUUUGCGAAAAACUUACCUUUGUUGGCAGGAUUUUGAAUGGGCUUGGAAUUUGGACUUCAAAGUUCAGAUUUAAAGCCAAGUUCAAGAAAGAUGUGAAGCCGCCUGCAAGAUUUCAAUUAGGAACCUGGAGCCUGGACGUUUUUUUCAGUGGCAUGCCAGCCUUCUGUAAAAGAUGUCGAAUGUAUGGCCAUAAAGAGGAUGAGUGCACAGUAUGUCGGAAUUGUGGGGAAUCUUCCCAUGAUUCAAAGAACUGCAGACAACCAAAGAAGUGCAACCUGUGUUUUGAAAUUGACCAUCUGUAUGCCAACUGUCCAAAAAGAAGUGAAAAGCCUGAGAGGAACACAGAGGAAAGAAAGGAAGAUGACCCCAGUGAAUCUCAGGUAAAAGAAAUUCCAGUAGAACCUAUUGUCAAACCGCGAGUUAAAGAGGUUAAAUUGUCUGAAAAAGAGGAAAAAGUCAAAGUAAAGAGAAAGAAAAAACAAGAAGAGCCGUUACCUAAACAAGAACAUCCGGUGAGUUCAGCAGGAAAAUUGGUAAAACCAAGAGGACGUACAAGAGGGGAGAACUUGCAUCGCUAUUGGAGUGAUAGAACUGUCACAGAGCUUAAUGCGUAUAUCCAAUGCAUGACCGAUAAAGAAGAAAUUGCAGCAGUGACAAAAAUUAUCCAGGAAGGUGGAGGUGACGAGGUGAUAAGAGGAAAAGUGCUAGAGUACUUUAAGACUUUAAAGUGAGUAAUAUGUGUUAAAUAUGUUGUAAUAAAAUUGUUAUACUUUUAAUUCCGGGUUUUAUAAUGAUGGUGUAAAGUUAUGGUGGGUUUAUCCUACAAGUAACUUUAUUACUGAAAACCGGCAAUGGCUAAUUUGCCAUAGAGCCUAGGCAAAGGGAUAUGGCACUGACAGCUCUUGUCAUAGAAGGCUGUGGG